Tripterygium wilfordii is the source of this 1107-nucleotide messenger RNA. RefSeq names its product probable glucan endo-1,3-beta-glucosidase BG4. Gene Ontology annotation, cellular component: plasma membrane. The transcript has 2 exons. Gene Ontology annotation, biological process: carbohydrate metabolic process. The record is from RefSeq and is a predicted model, not a curated record. The coding region runs from base 1 to 1107 and encodes 368 amino acids. Gene Ontology annotation, molecular function: hydrolase activity, hydrolyzing O-glycosyl compounds. Lineage: Eukaryota; Viridiplantae; Streptophyta; Magnoliopsida; Celastrales; Celastraceae.
AUGAAUUCAUUCUCAAUCAGCAUAUCAUCAUCAAAUAUAAAUAGGACCACAUACACUAAGUUGAUACGAUUAAUCACUCUCUUGUUUCCUCUCUUUGUUGUUCGCCAAGUUAUCUUCAUAUCAGCCACUCUCAACCAAAUGACCAUCACAGAAGCAUCAAUAGACAUUGGUGUUACUUAUCAAUUGUUGGGAGACAAGCAACCUCAACCAAGCGAUGUGAUCAAUCUCUACAAAAAGUACGGCAUUGGCAAGAUUAGACUCUAUGAACCUGAUCCUCCUACACUUGACGCACUAAAGGGAACCCAAAUUAGUGUCGCUCUUGGCAUACCAAAAAAUGACAUACCCAAUUUAGCUAGUGGUCAAGGAGCUACAAACCAUUGGUUUUCAUCCAAAGUUCAACCUUACCUUGACAAUGUUCUCUUAUCAUAUAUCGUCGUUGGCAAUGACCUUAUACCGGGUGAAUAUUCCUCGUAUAUUCCGACUAUAAUGGAUUAUCUCCAAAGCAUCCUGAAUUCAUCAAACCUGCAUGGUAUUAAGGUUACUACUGCGGUGCCUAUAACCACAUUGGUGACUUCUUAUCCACCUUCAACUGGACCAUUCAUAAAGGAAGCACAUGGUGCAUUUGGUAGAGUUCUAAAGUUUCUAUCAAAACAAGGAUCGCCCCUUAUGAUCAAUGUGUAUCCUUACUAUGCCUAUGCAACUGAACCAGUAAAUAUUCGGCUUGAUUACGCACAAUUUACAGCGAAAGAAGCAAUUUUUCAAGAUAAGGGGUUGAGUUACUUGAACCUGUUUGAUGCCAUGGUUGAUGCUUUCUACUACGCAAUGGAGAGAUUGGGUGUUAGUGAUGUUGAUGUAGUGGUAGGUGAGACUGGUUGGCCUUCUGCAGGGAAUGGAAACUUCACAACUCCAAAGCUUGCUGCGACAUAUAAUCAACACUUCAUUAAACAUAUAUUGAAUUUUAAUGGGACACCAAAAAGAGCUGGAGCUUACGUAGAAGGGUUUCUUCAUACCAUGAUCAAUGAAAAUUUCCAAUUUAAUCCUGGAAAUCAAAAUUUUGGACUUUUCAAUCCCAAUAUGCAGCCUGUUUACCCCUUGUUUAGUAAUUGA